Molecule: messenger RNA, 3167 nt
Organism: Anguilla anguilla (European eel)
Lineage: Eukaryota; Metazoa; Chordata; Actinopteri; Anguilliformes; Anguillidae
Gene: ehd2b
Product: EH-domain containing 2b
Exons: 7
Coding region: 795-2444 (549 amino acids)
Biological process (GO): endocytosis; endosomal transport
Cellular component (GO): cytoplasm; plasma membrane
Molecular function (GO): GTP binding; protein binding; calcium ion binding
Source: RefSeq, a predicted model, not a curated record
AGAGAGAGUGUGUGCUGUGUUUCAAGCGCUUUAUUUUUCUCUCACAGCUUUUCAAGUUCGGGGAGAGAGAGUUCUGCCAGACACUCGUAUCAGCUGAGACCGAUUAGCCUGUACUGGAAAACCAUCAUUCAUCACGCGCACACACACACACACACACACACAGAAGCACUGUCUCCGCAGACGGGACUCAGUCUGUGCAAGCGUACGGAGGAGAGCGCAGCGCGAAGACGGACGUCGUUCUGCUUUUGGCUUCUGAGAUGUCCGAGUCUCCAGCGCGAGAGGGAGAGCCAUCAGCCCGUUUUUAACCAUCUUUUUUUUUAACCUUUUUUUUUUUUUUAAAGAACCUGUGGUUCUUCUUUCUGCUAGAUACACCUUUUGGGUUUGACGCUGUUCUGCCAAUCACCUGAACCCCGUCCUGAGAAACCAAAAAAGUACCAGAGGCUGUAGAAAGUGUGAUGAAUUGAACUACAAUAAGAUUAACACACAUUUUAAGGCCAGUUUUUACAGCAUUAACCAUCGUUUGACCACACACACAGACUGAACAAAACUUCUGACUGCCAGAUAAGACAUUCACAUGACAAUCGAAGGUAGAGAAAAAGCUCAGUGAACAGCAAGACAUUGGUCCUAUCUUGACUCUAAACAGAAGUCAUUACCUUGAGAAUUCAGACAGCACACACACACAAGACACAGGCAUACUCAAAGCUCUUGACUGGUGGACAUAACGACAACAACAACAACAAAAACAAAAAAGAGUUAGAAACAGCCCACAGCGCCCCCUGCAGCCUCACGUCGCCAUGUCUCGUUUGGGGAGGAAAGCCAUCAAGAACCAGAAGACCCCGGAGGUGAUCCGGACGGUGACAGACGGUCUGAAGUCUCUGUACCGCCAAAAAAUGCUGCCUCUGGAGCAGCUGUACGGGUUCCACGACUUCCAUUCCCCCAGCCUGGAGGACGCCGACUUCGACAACAAGCCCAUGGUGCUCGUGGUCGGACAGUACUCCACGGGGAAGACCACCUUUAUCAGGUACCUCCUGGAACAGGACUUCCCGGGGAGCCGCGUCGGGCCGGAGCCCACCACCGACAACUUCACCGCCAUCAUGCACGGGGACGUGGAGGGGCUGAUCCCCGGGAACGCCCUCAUCGUGGACCCCAACAAGCCCUUCCGAAAACUCAACCCUUUCGGGAACACCUUCCUCAACAGGUUCCAGUGUGCCCAGAUGACCAAUCAGGUGCUCGAGAGCAUCAGCAUCAUCGACACACCUGGAAUCCUGUCAGGGGCCAAACAGAAAGUGAGCAGAGGCUAUGACUUCUCGGAGGUGCUGCGCUGGUUCGCCGAGCGGGUGGACCGCAUCGUGCUGCUGUUCGACGCGCACAAGCUGGAGAUCUCGGACGAGUUCUCGGAGGCCAUCGGCGCGCUGCGGGGCAACGAGGACAAGCUGCGCGUGGUGCUGAACAAGGCGGACAUGGUGGGCACGCAGCAGCUGAUGCGCGUCUACGGCGCCCUCAUGUGGUCGCUGGGCAAGGUGUUCGGCACGCCCGAGGUGCUGCGCGUCUACAUCGGCUCCUUCUGGUCCGAGCCGCUGAUGGUGACGGAGAACCGGCGGCUGUUCGAGCUGGAGGAGGAGGACCUCUUCGCCGACAUCCAGCACCUCCCGCGCAACGCCGCCCUGCGCAAGCUCAACGACCUGGUGAAGAGGGCGCGGCUCGUUAGGGUUCACGCCCACAUCAUCAGCUACCUGAAGCAGGAGAUGCCCUCGGUCUUCAGGAAGGACAACAAGAAGAAGAACCUGAUCUACCAGCUGCCUGUCAUCUUCUCCAAGAUCCAGCUGCAGCACCACAUCUCUGCGGGAGACUUCCCCGACUGUGCCAAGAUGCAGGAGAAGCUGAUGGUCCACGACUUCACCAAGUUCAAGGCGCUGAAGCCGGGCCUGAUGGCGGCGCUGGACGAGCUCCUGACCUCCGACAUCGCCAAGCUGAUGCCCCUGCUCAAGCAGGAGGAGAUGGAGGCGGGGGUGCAGCCGGGGGUGCAGGGCGGGGCCUUCCUGGGCACGCGGGCGGGGCCCUUCCUGGAGGGCGACCCCUUCGCCCAGGCGGAGGAGAACGGGGAGGAGGGGGGCGGCGGCGGCGAGGACGACGACGAGGACUGGGUGGUGACCAAGGACAAGCCCAAGUACGACGAGAUCUUCUACAACCUGUCGCCCAACGAGGGCAAGCUGAGCGGCACCAAGGCCAAGGGGUGGAUGGUGAGCACCAAGCUGCCCAACUCGGUGCUGGGCCGCAUCUGGAAGCUGUCGGACGUGGACCGCGACGGCAUGCUGGACGACGAGGAGUUCGCCCUGGCCAGCCACCUGAUCGAGGUGAAGCUGGACGGGCACGGGCUGCCCCCGGAGCUGCCCGCCCGCCUGGUGCCCCCCUCCAAGCGCCGGCACAAGGGCUCCGACGCCUAGAGAGACCCCACCCCCCCCCCACCUCCCAGCCCCCACCCUCCCAAACCCGCCUGCGCCUUGGCCGGGGGGGCUGACACUCAAUCCCCUUCACCCCAAUGCAUUCCCAGCCAGCACGCAAAAAAAACACUACUUCAGCACUUUUGCUUUUCUCUAAGGUUGUAGUGAACUAUGUCACAACAACAUCUUUUAAACCUCUAUUGUUUUCUUUCAGGCCGUGCGAUGUUAUGGAAACAUGAUCGUGUGUUUUUUUUUUUUGGGCCGCACAUGAUUUGUAAAAAUGUUUUUCUGUGUGAUCCGUAUGUGUGGUCCAGGCUAACAGUAUUCCCAUCACAGCAGAAACUUUUUGGGGUGUGGGUUUAAAAACACGAGAGAGAGAGAGAGAGAAAUGUAGUGAAAGCACUGUGCUACAGUGUUGUUCCUCGCCAUGAACUUGCACAGCCUUGCUGAGCUGUAACUGUGGAAAACAUUCUAAUAACGCUUUGUGCUUUUUCUCGGGCCUUCUCCGAAUUCCUGCGCCGUGGCGCCAUAUGUCCGUCCGUGCCCCCCUGUCCGUGCGUCUCUCCGCCCCCCCCCCUCGGUAUUCGGUCAUUCCCAGCGUUCUCCUCGGGACGCUGUCCCGAAAGACGGGCACCACGGAUACCGUGGGCAGGACGCACUUAGCAUUCCUGUGUGGUUCCCUCUUUACCCUGUCUGCCUAGACCGGGGGGCGGGGCGGGACGGGAC